CAUCGAUAAUCUGCAUCUCUAACGAGUUCCCGGGCGACGCUGAUGCUGGUCCGAGAACCUCUCUUCGAAAACCAUUGGUUUAGAGGUUUUAAUUCUGAAUCCAUUCGGCAGACAGAGCACUGCUAACUCCUAACUUUUAUCAGGAACCUGGGGUCUGCUUUCGCCAGCAACUAGGUCCCAAGUCGCGGGCGUAUUCUGAAAUCAUGUGCACCGCAAUCCCCGCCUUGGGGUGGAGGCUAGCGCUGGGCGGCCUCAGCCUCUGCCUGCUGCGCACUGGAGCCAGCUCCCUGGCUCCUCGGCGAUCCAUUGCUCUUUCCGCCGGCGCCAGCCGCAGGCCUCGGUCACGCCCCCCGCGGCCAGUUGGUUCGCGGGUCUCGCGGGGUGCCCCCGCCCACAGGCUAAUGCGUUAAGUUGGGCCAGGCUGAGGCGCUGCUGCCUGAGCGGCAGAUCCGAGACGUGGCUCCCUGGGCGGAAGAACCAUGUUGGACUUCGCGAUCUUCGCCGUCACCUUCUUGCUGGCGUUGGUGGGAGCAGUGCUCUACCUCUACCCGUGGACCCUUUUGAAACCAUACUGAAGUCAUUAUUAAGGUAUCAAUCUGGUGGUGGCAGCGUGAGUGAAAAUCAUAUGAGGAAAAAUUUGUAUGAAAAUGGUGUGACUAAUUCUCUGAAGAGUAACUUUGCUCUCCUCCUAAAGCUUUCAGAAGAGUUAUUAGAUAAAUGGCUCUCCUACCCAGAGUCCCAGCACGUGCCCCUCAGCCAGCAUAUGCUUGGUUUUGCUAUGAAGUCUGUUACACAGAUGGUAAUGGGUAGUACAUUUGAAGAUGAUCAGGAAGUUGUUCGCUUCCAGAAGAAUCAUGGCACAGUUUGGUCUGAGAUUGGAAAAGGCUUUCUAGAUGGAUCACUUGAUAAAAAUACAACUCGGAAAAAACAAUAUGAAGAUGCCCUUAUGCAACUGGAGUCUAUUUUAAAGAACAUCAUAAAAGAACGAAAAGGAAAGAACUUCAGUCAACAUGUUUUCAUUGACUCCUUAGUACAGGGGAACCUUAAUGAUCAACAGAUCCUAGAAGACAGUAUGAUAUUUUCUCUGGCCAGUUGCAUAAUAACUGCAAAAUUGUGUACCUGGGCAAUCUGUUUUUUAACCACCUCUGAAGAAGUUCAAAAAAAAUUAUAUGAAGAGAUAGAACAAGUUUUUGGGAAUGGUCCUAUUACUCCAGAGAAAAUUGAGCAGCUCAGAUAUUGUCGGCAUGUGCUUUGUGAAACUGUUCGAACUGCCAAAUUGACCCCAGUUUCUGCCCGGCUUCAAGAUAUUGAAGGAAAAAUUGACCAAUUUAUUAUUCCUAGAGAGACCCUCGUCCUUUAUGCCCUUGGUGUGGUACUUCAGGAUCCUAAUACUUGGCCGUCUCCACAUAGGUUUGAUCCAGAUCGGUUUGAUGAUGAAUUAGUAAUGAAAACUUUUUCCUCACUUGGAUUCUCAGGCACACAGGAGUGUCCAGAGUUGAGGUUUGCAUAUAUGGUGACCACAGUAUUGCUUAGUGUAUUGGUGAAGAGACUGCACCUACUUUCUGUGGAGGGCCAAGUUAUUGAAACAAAGUAUGAACUGGUAACAUCGUCAAGGGAAGAAGCUUGGAUCACUGUCUCAAAGAGAUAUUAAAAUUUUAUACAUUUAAAAUCAUUGUUAAAUUGAUUAAGGUAAACAACCAUUUAAAAAAUCUGUGUUGAAUCCUUUUAUAAACCAAGUAUCACUUUGUAAUAUAAACACCUAUUUGUACUUCAUUUUGUAAAUUUGGAUUUUUAAAUAUAUUUUCUUAAUUCAUUAUACACAUUUAUACUUACUGCACAGUAUAUUGAUGAUUUUAAUG
Cebus imitator (Panamanian white-faced capuchin) is the source of this 1859-nucleotide messenger RNA. RefSeq names its product cytochrome P450 family 20 subfamily A member 1 (gene CYP20A1). Gene Ontology annotation, molecular function: heme binding; iron ion binding; monooxygenase activity. The coding region runs from base 626 to 1651 and encodes 341 amino acids. The transcript has 11 exons. Lineage: Eukaryota; Metazoa; Chordata; Mammalia; Primates; Cebidae. Gene Ontology annotation, cellular component: membrane. The record is from RefSeq and is a predicted model, not a curated record.